Molecule: messenger RNA, 3222 nt
Organism: Rotaria socialis
Lineage: Eukaryota; Metazoa; Rotifera; Eurotatoria; Philodinida; Philodinidae
Source: the annotation of a GenBank genome assembly
AUGGAAUCAAAUUCUUUUGGAAAUCCUACCAAAGUUCGCCGAAAUGAUGAAUUAUAUAUCAGUGCCUAUAUUGAACCUUUCUGUAUGGAUUCAAUCGAAGUAGUUUCUCAGUGGACGAUCACCAAUUGUACUACAAACUGCUCUUCUUCAAUAUCACUAAAUCAUCCUAUUAUUACUACAUUCAGUGAAAUUCACAUUCCAGCAAAAAAGCUGGAAUAUGGUAUUUAUGAAGUAAAAUUGACGGUAUCGUCAGUCAACAUUCAUAUUGUGACUGCAUCAGCAGUAGAAUACAUUGAGAUCAUUCCGACUGGUAUUAUGGCUAAUCUUGUUUCGAAUGGAACAUCAAUGAUUACACACGAUCCCCAACAAUAUCUUACACUUGAUCCAGGCAGAUUCUCUGAGGAUCCCGAUGAAAAGGAAUUUAAUUCAACCAAAUGGAAUUAUACGUAUUACUGUCGAAUCCAUGGUGUGUCAGUGAUCGCUGGAUCAUCUGUGUUGAUGAACGAUAAUGAUGAGAUCAGUUCUCCCAACUGCUCGUGCUUCACGGAUCAAUUCAGUUCAACUGAAUCGAGAUCAUCAGUGACCAUUAUGGCUAAUUCACUAGUAGCCAAUCGAACAUAUCAGUUCAUGGUGAAUAUGACUCACCGUGCAAAUCCCUAUUUGCAAGUUAGCGGUUAUCUUCUUGUGAAAGUAGAAAAUGCUCGUUCUCAAAUGAUUGCAGUUGGAUGUGACCUCACGACAAUGUGUCCACGCAAGGGUGAAUUCCAAUACAUAAAUCUAAGUACACAACUAGCUCUCUUCUCAUCUCUGAUGAACCAAACAGGAUUGCUAAAUAAUAUUACAUGGAACAUCUAUCUUGGAAUGAUGAAUUCAUCAUCGGACACACAAAAAUGGAGUUUGUUCACAGAGAUGAAUGACUAUCGUGGCAUUUGGUUCUUUGGUGCAAAUAGAAGUCAUUUUACAGCUACUAACCAAUUGUUCCUAACAUAUCGUAACAUAAACUUUUGGCGUUUCGAAGUUGUGUAUAUGUCUAUGACGGAGAAAAGUUCGAGUGCACUUCACUUUGAAAUCAAUCAACCACCUAAAUCUGGGGUCUGUUCAAUUACUCCAUCGAACGGUACAAUAACAACUAAAUUUACCGUAAUAUGCAAAGACUGGACAGAUCAAGAUGGUAUCAAAGACUACUCAUUCUACGCCUGGACAACACAUGUUGAGCAACGUGUCAUACUUGGUUCCACAAUAAGUUCAGUAUUCGAACUUCGAUUGCCCGUCGGUUAUGGUAAUGCAUCAUUAGUGAAUGUGAUUGUUCAAAUUCGAGAUCAAUUCAAUUCUAUGACCGAGGCUAACUUACCAGCUGUGUCUGUGAUACCGACUAGAACUAGUAUUUAUUCGUUGAUUAAAGCCAUCAAAAUCUCUUCUACUAUGUCUAGUACGGAUCCAUUAGUAGAACUUCUCUCGAAAAACAAUUCGGUUCUCACUGGACAAGUGACUACUACAGUCUCACAAGUGUUGAACGAAAUGAAUACUGAAAUUAUCAGAUUAGGCAUUCAGAACAUUGCAAGCAUUUUUGUUUCACCAUUAGGAAGUCGAGAGAUACCUAUGUCACCGCAUUCAUGGAAUACAUCUACCUUCAAUCAGUACAUACAACAAUUGAACGAUGAUGCCAGUGUUCGUGAAUAUCUCAUGAAGAGUAUGAACGAUUUAACAACAACUACAUGGAACAACAUUCUUCUGCAAGCAUCAUCUAUCGCCCUUCUCACUCACGCAAUCAAUGAACUAACACGAGAUACCUCUAUGCUUGCAUCUAGCAAAUGUCGUGACAUGGCAUUUACUUUAAAAUCAAUGGCUAGGCUGGUAAGUUCUAAUGACGUGGAAAAUAUUGGUAAUCAUCUGAUCCAAUGUGCUACGAAUGUUCUAAGUGCUGUCAAUGCGCCUCUCCAGCAACGGGGGGCGAUACUUGAACUCGAUUUAAAUCGUUCAAGUGCCACCGCGAACGAUUAUGAUGAUGACAUGUACUUGAAUUUGAAUUUGAAUGGUAUUUUUAUGAAAGAGAAUGAACCAUCAUAUGAGAGAAAUUUCUAUCAUCAGAAACGAACGGCAAAUAUAAUAGCGAAGCAAGUGGCCGAAACCCUAGCAGCAAUCGCAGUUGCAUUCAACGUUCAUUUGACUGUCGGCCAGAAUACGACUGUAAAUACAACGUCAGUAUUCACUUCGUUAGAAAAAACACUCGUCUCUUCUCUAUCAAAUAAACGAAUCAGCCCACUUGGUAGUGCUCAGAUUCAUAUUCCAUUAAGUUCCAACCUAACGCAAAGUGAUACAGUAUCAGUGUGGUCGAUGAUACAACCACUUGCGGUAGCCAGUGUUACUCCAGGUCAAGUAAAUACCAGUCUGUCGACAAUGAUUUCACUUUCAAUACUCGAUUCUCACGGCAAGGAGAUCUCUAUUCAUACCGAUAAUGAACAGCCAAUUGAAUUCUUUAUUCCUCGAGAUCCUAACUUGAUAAUACCCUCUAUGGCUUUGUAUAAUGUCACAUUGAUACAUGACGCUAAGCAUCAGUUCUACUUUCAUUUGAUCAAUAUUACACAAUCAAAUGUAAACUUGACUGUUUCUCUUCACAUCGAAAUGCGUCCUCGUAAUAGAAGUCUAAACUAUUUGAUGAUCUUCAGAUUGGAUGGUCAACCUCAAUUGAACACUCUGAUUAACAACAUUGAUGAUUGGUCUCUAUUGUGCUCUUCAAACAUAUCUGAUGAUGGUAUCCAUAAAUACUUCAUAAAUAAUAAUCGUACUGCUAAACAUCGAUUUGUUAUUAUUGGUUUCCGUGAACUCAACACUACCGAAAUCUGUUCGAAUAAAUCAUCGACUCCACCCAUCACCGAUCAACCAUUCAACUUCUCGUCGGACUACGAACUUCGAACUUUUACUUCUGCAUGCUACUAUCUUGACUCAAAUAAUAAUUGGCAAUCUGAUGGAUUACUAGUAAGCAUGCUAUUUUCUUUAUCAUUAUCAACUUCAAUCUAUCGAAUGCAGGUUGGAUCAAUGACUGAUUAUUAUCAGACGCAAUGUUUUUCUACUCAUUUGUCCACUUUCGCUAGUGGUUACUCGCAUGCACCUAAUCCAGUGCUUCUCUUUAAUGAUCUGUUUGCCCACACUCAGAAUAGUUGUCCUUCUGUUUACCCGGGUGAAGAUAUCGUUAAUGGUAUGAAUUUGAGAAAAUCAAAGUAA